Molecule: messenger RNA, 2786 nt
Organism: Dimorphilus gyrociliatus
Lineage: Eukaryota; Metazoa; Annelida; Polychaeta; Dinophilidae
Source: the annotation of a GenBank genome assembly
UAUGAUAGAUGGAGCCACCAUUGAAUUAGUAAGGCUGGUCAGAAGAGGGUUAGAUUAUAGUAAGAAAGAUGUUACAGUGAAUGUUGAAGUGAUCUAUGCCGAUCAUCUUGAUUUUCCAUCCGUUACAAUUUGCAAUCAAAAUAAAUUCAGAAUGACAAGUUCUAUGGAAUUGAAUUUGUAUAAAUUCUUAAGUAAUGUUUAUAGUUCAAAUGGAAAUAAUAAUGUUUCCUUUGAUCAAAACUUACCAAAAGAUUUAAUCAACAAUAUUGAGUAUAUUUAUGACUUUUCUAGACAUAAACAAUCAAAUUUGAUAUUCAAUUGUUAUUGGGCUGGUGAAAAAUGUCCAGGAGAGUAUAUUACAAAAAGUAUCACCGACUAUGGAAUAUGCUAUACAUUCAACUCUCCUUCAUCUCUAAAACAAACUAAAUCCUUAACAGUUACUGAGUCUGGAUUGAAUAAUGCUCUUUCCCUUCUACUCAAUCUUGAACAAUACGAAUACAUGCCUGGACCAGAUAAUGAUGCUGGUGUUAAAAUAUUCCUACACGACGAUUACAAAAGACCACUUAUGUCUGAUUUAGGAUUUGCCGUAGCUGCCGGAAUGCAUACCCUAGUUGGAAUAAAACGAACAGAAUCUGAAAGUUUAGGUGAUCCAUUUGGAAAGUGUAUUAAAUCAAAUUACAAAUCUCACGCCGAGUGCAUAGAUCAUUGUCGAUUAAGGGCAUCUGCAAACAUAUGUAAAUGUACACCAUAUGAAGCAAGUGCAAUUUUAACAGAACCUAAUCAAAGUUACAAAAGACUGUGUUCCAUCAUAGAGAAUUAUGGAUGCAUUAGAACAUCAUUAGAUAAGAUAAAAAAGGAUAAAAACAACUGUUCCUGUUCAGUUCCCUGUAAACAGAUUAUCUAUGAACCAAAUCUAUCGUUUUCGGCAAUAUCUCAAUUCGAAGCUGAUAAAGUAAUACUUGGAAAUGUUAAUAGAAUGGAAACAUUAAAAGAAGAAUAUUUGAAUGUUUUAGAAAUUGGAGAAAAGAAAAUUGAAAAAAAAUAUAAUUUAAAUUACAAAUUCAUUGAACCAUUUGUAAAAGAUAUGAAAUUAUUUUUAUCUUAUUUUAAAUCUACUCAUAAGAUCUAUAAAUCUAAUGAAUUUUUCAAUGGAAUCGGUAUAAGUUUAAUUGAAUCAUUAUCAACUGAUAUAAGUAAUUUGACUGAGAAUUUUCUGAGAAUUGAAAAUGCAGUUCAUUCUGCUAGAAUGAUAGAAUUAUACGAAAUUUUUAUGCAAAUGUUUGAUACAACAAAAUAUUUUAAAGAACGUCUAUUUGGGCCAAUUCUAAUACAAAAAACUUUCUUAAAUUUUGAUUUGGAAGAUUGUAUAUCAACUAUAGAAACUAUUGAUCUUUCAGAGUCAUCAGCAACUUGCAACAACUUUAUGAAACAUUUUCGUUUCAGCGUAUUCAAUAGUCUAAGUUCAAAUUUUAAAGAAUUUUGGAUAAUUGCUCUAAGAGAAGCUGAAAUAUUUCUAGGUAAUUCAGACACUGUUCACCAUUUUCAAAGUGAAUACAUAAUGGAAAUUGAAAGAAUAUUUGGAAUGGAUAAAACGAAUGCAAAAUUGCCAUACGAGACAAAUUGUAAACAAUUCUUUACAAAUUUGUUAUUUGAACAGGAAUUUUUACAAUUCCAUGGCACAGAUAAUAACAUAACUAAUUUUGAAAUUGGUAACAGAAUAAGAAAUGUUAUUAGUGGAUUAUUUAAUAUUGAAGAAAUUUUUAAUGAUCAAAAAUUUCAAUCUGUUUGUCUAUUAAAAGAAAAAUAUAAUUUUUUUACACCAAUUCAUUCAGAAAUUUGGAAAAUUCAAAAUUCAUCAUCAGAUUUCUUGAUAAAUUCAAUAGACUUUAAAGAAGAAUUAAACUCUAUAGACAUUAUUCAUAGGGAUGUCUCAUCAAAAGUUUAUCUACUGGAAUUGUAUUUAGAUAAAAAUUCCUCAAUAACAAAAGUCAAUAUAACUGAAAUGUUUGAACUGGAAAACUUUUUCAUUGAUAUAAAAACUUUAAUAAGUUUUUAUGAAAGUAUUAAUAGACAAUUUACAAUCUUUGAUAAGCAUGUUAAACAGAUAACAAAAGAACUAGGGUUAUUAGAAGAUGCAGUAGAAAAAAAUCUCAAAUGGCCUUAUCCUAUAAAAGAUGAUACCAAUUUAACAGUUGUUUAUGAAACUGUCAAUGAAUUUUAUAAGAUAUACAACAAAUCUAAAGUUGAGUACAAUAUUCAACACAAUUGUUCUGAAAAAGCAUUGGAAAAAGCAUUACAAAACAGCUGGAGUGAAUGUUUUUUACACUUAGCAGAUGCAAUUGGACACUUUGGCCUUAAACUUCCAAAAGUAGUUACUAAAUCCUUUACUGAAAUUCAAUACAAGUACAAUGACCUUCACAUUUUUAUGGCUGAAUUUAAUGAAAUUAGUAAGAUAAAUAAGGAUUUUUUCCUAAAGAAUUUUGCAAAAGUUGAUGUUUUCUACAAAGAGAUGAAUUAUCAAAAGAUUACUCAACAAGAGAAAUUUGGUUUUCUAUCUUUGCUCUCUGAAGUUGGUGGAUUUAUGGGACUUGUUUUGGGAGCAUCCGUUAUCACAAUCAUUGAAUUUAUUGAAUUCUUUGUUUAUAAGAUUAUACUAAAUAUUUCUGAAAAUAUAAAUAGAAAUAAGAAAAUAGGGAAUAUUCAUUGCGAAAAUGUAUAAGACGUUUUAAAGAUUCCCUGUCUCUUUUUAAGAAUCUCUUUGAUUUCAAAUGAAUUCAGCCCAGUAU